GUUCGACCAGGGCUGAGAACAAGAGAGAACAUGGCGUCCCAGAGACAGGGACAUCUGGUGUGUUUGAUCCUCCUUCAGACAUGGACAUGGGAAAGUCUUGGGAAAGAUUCCCAGACGGCUGUCUAUGAACUGCCUGGACAACAGAAUGUUCUGGAGUUUAUCCAGCAGACAGUGAAGAAGCUCAGACCCGUGUCCAGUCUGGGCCCAGGUAAUCAAGUCAUAUUUGAUGUCAAGCGCAGUGGGAACGGUGAAACUGUGACUGCAGUGACUACCAUCAUCUACAACAAGGUCAAUGUGAACAAGGGGAAAGGCUACAAUUGCAAGACUGGGAAGUUCACCGCUCCGAAAGGGGGCCUGUAUUUCUUCAGCUACUCCUCGCUCCCUGGCAGAGGGACGAAGACUGACGUGCAGCUACUGAAGAAUGGAAAGGAAGUUAGUUUGAUCCACAGUGUCCUGCCCAUAGGUAGUUCCCAGCUCUCCAUGAGGAACAUCAUCCUCAAACUCAACAAAGGGGAUAAGGUGUGGGUGCAACUGAUCGCCGGGAAACUGUGGAGUGAAGGAGGGUCCCUCAGCUUCCAGGGCUUCCUACUGGGGCAGUAGGCCGUCCCAGCAAUGCUUUGCUUCUGCAAGCCCUUCCUGCUCUGCAGA
This is a messenger RNA of Pristis pectinata (smalltooth sawfish), 648 nucleotides long. RefSeq names its product complement C1q tumor necrosis factor-related protein 3-like. The transcript is spliced from 4 exons. NCBI's taxonomy places the organism in Eukaryota, Metazoa, Chordata, Chondrichthyes, Rhinopristiformes, Pristidae. The record is from RefSeq and is a predicted model, not a curated record. Gene Ontology annotation, molecular function: protein binding. Bases 31 to 600 code for a protein of 189 amino acids.